GAUUUACCUUUUUGUUAGAGCUUUUGACUUAGCUCAAAACUUAACCAAGCCAUUAGUCGGGGGUAACAAAAUUACUCUAUUGGUUACUGUUACUGUGCUGGUUUGUUUGUUUAUCCCACAUGCAGGGGAAGUGACACACAGAAGCGUCGGUUCUCUUGGUCCACAGCCCCCACAUUCUUUCCUGCGGGGCGGUGAUGGAGAUGUGUGUUUGCCCGUGGGGUGGGGGUAGUUAGGCCUAUGUUAUGAUCCUUCCAGUUCUCCCAGGGAAGGAGGAAAAGUUAAUGGGUGGGAGAGAGAGUCUCUUUGUGGGAGAUGGCUACUGUUGCUACACUGUGCGAAUUAGUUUUAACUCUGUUGUAAUGAGUACCAAGGCUGGUCAGUAAGUGACCGACCCCUUUUUCACCUUUUGUUUUAGAACAUCGACUUUAAUUGGAAAAUUAAAAACCUGCUGAUUUUUAAUAAGUAAAAAAAAAUAAAUCAACACGUUUCGUUUACUUUCGCAAUUAUUUCUUGUGAUAUGAAUGACAUUUGCCCACAGAUAGUAAAAGAUGUUGAACUAUAUCUGUUGGAAUAUCUUUUAAAAUUAAAAAUACCUAAUUUUAAAGCCUAGUAUAUAUUUAUGAAGAAUAUUUGGUAUCCCUAAAAUAUAUAAGAAGAAAAAUAUCACAAAGAUUAUAAUAAGAAUGAUUUAGAAUUAGAAAGAUGUGAGGCCGGUUCAAGAAAACAUUUUUCAUCAAAAAUCAGACCUGAUUUGUGACAUUCCUAAUAGCUACUUUUGAGGAGGGCGUGGAGAGAUGUGCUCAGUAUAAUUUUUGGAAUAAUUUUAUAUUUAUUCCUAAACUUUGCUCCGACUGUAUUCUUAGCUAAGAUAAAUUAUCUUCAUAUUUUGUAUACGUUAGCCUUUAUAAUUACACAAAAGAUGAAAAUUAUAUUUAUGGGCAUUGAAGAAAGAUGAUAUCAAAUAAAUUGCAUGACUUUGGCAUAGAUUCUUAGAGUGUAUAGACACUUGCUUUCAGGGAGCUUGUAUUUCUGGAUAUGCAUCAGGUAUAAGUAGUUCUUAGGAUGGAGGACAGAAAGGUUAAUUUUAAUGUUGAUACAUAUGAGACUUUUUUGGGGGAUCUUAGAAAAUGAUUAUGUUUACUGCUGAUUUAUUGUGCUCAUUGACCUGCCAUUCAUCAACUUAAAAAUUAAUACAUUAUGUAAUUAUUGGCAUUUUCAUUAUUAGAUUUGCAGGAAUUAACUAUUAACAAAAUCUUCAACUCAUGAAAAUCAUUUAUUCCUUCAAAUAAAAGGGCUGGGAUUAGAAUCAAGGGAUAAUUAAUUCAAUCUGGACUUUUACUCCGUAGAAGGGACCUUUACUAUGUGGUAAGGAUGGAAGCGUGGGUAGAAUAUGAAGAUGAAAUGAGACCCAGUAGCUGCCUUCAAGGGAGAAGCAGACAUUCACAGAAAUAAUUGCAACACAAGACUCCUGUGGGUUUUACCAGAGCUCUCUAUCAAAAUCAACUCACAUCAUUGAGAAGAUAAUUUUGAUGACAUGUUUUGCUGAAAAGACAACUGAGAAAAAUUUUACGAAUGGGAUGAACACGUGCCGGUUGAUUGACUACCUACUGCAAUUUGAAUGUUAGCAUUACCCACCUGGUACAGUUACCUAGUGAUGUACCUGUUCUCACAAUACCCUAUUUCAGUGUGCUUGUCUUGAUUAAAGAAUUCAAAGUGGAGUACCGCAAACUUGAUAUGGAUAAUAAAAAGAAAGACAAGGACAAAUCAGAUGAUAGAAUGGCACGACCUAGUGGUCGGUCGGGACACAACACUCGAGGAACUGGGUCUUCGUCCUCUGGAGUUUUAAUGGUUGGACCCAACUUUAGAGUUGGAAAAAAAAUUGGAUGUGGCAAUUUUGGAGAAUUACGAUUAGGGAAAAAUUUAUACACAAAUGAAUAUGUGGCAAUUAAACUGGAGCCUAUGAAAUCCAGAGCACCACAGCUACAUUUGGAAUACAGAUUCUACAAGCAGUUAGGAUCUGGAGAUGGUAUACCUCAAGUUUACUAUUUUGGCCCUUGUGGUAAAUACAAUGCUAUGGUGCUGGAACUGCUAGGACCUAGUUUGGAAGACUUGUUUGAUUUGUGUGACAGAACUUUUUCUCUUAAAACGGUUCUCAUGAUAGCUAUCCAACUGAUUUCUCGCAUGGAAUAUGUCCAUUCAAAGAACUUGAUAUACAGAGAUGUAAAACCUGAGAACUUCUUAAUAGGACGACCAGGAAACAAAACCCAGCAAGUUAUACAUAUUAUAGAUUUUGGUUUGGCAAAGGAAUAUAUUGAUCCGGAGACAAAGAAACACAUACCAUACAGAGAACACAAGAGCCUUACAGGAACAGCUAGAUAUAUGAGCAUAAACACACAUUUAGGAAAAGAACAAAGUAGAAGAGAUGACUUAGAAGCUUUAGGUCAUAUGUUCAUGUAUUUUCUGAGAGGCAGUCUUCCUUGGCAAGGUUUAAAGGCUGACACGUUAAAAGAGAGGUAUCAGAAAAUUGGAGAUACAAAACGAGCCACACCGAUCGAAGUGUUAUGUGAAAAUUUUCCAGAAGAAAUGGCAACAUAUCUUCGUUAUGUAAGAAGACUAGAUUUUUUUGAAAAACCGGACUAUGACUACCUAAGAAAGCUUUUUACUGACUUGUUUGAUCGAAAAGGAUAUAUGUUUGAUUAUGAGUAUGACUGGAUUGGUAAACAGUUGCCGACUCCAGUGGGUGCAGUUCAGCAAGAUCCUGCUCUAUCAUCAAACAGAGAAGCACAUCAGCACAGAGAUAAGAUACAACAGUCCAAAAACCAGUCGGCAGACCACAGGGCAGCUUGGGACUCCCAGCAGGCAAAUCCCCACCAUUUGAGAGCUCACCUUGCAGCAGACAGACAUGGUGGCUCGGUACAGGUUGUAAGUUCUACAAAUGGAGAGUUAAACACAGAUGAUCCUACUGCAGGACGUUCAAAUGCACCCAUCACAGCCCCUACAGAAGUAGAAGUGAUGGAUGAAACCAACUGCCAGAAAGUGUUGAACAUGUGGUGCUGCUGUUUUUUCAAACGAAGGAAAAGGAAAACCAUACAGCGCCACAAAUGACUCUGGACACAGACAGAUCAUGGGGAGUUACUUACGUGUUCAUCUGCUGUCUUGUGACUAAAAUCAUCUCUGUAGUGACCACAUAUAUUUUCAAGGACUCACUCUUAGAAACAAAAAUGUCAUACUUUCAUACUUCAUUUUGUGGUUGUCUUACAUUCAUAUUUUUUCGAAUUUAACUUUUAUGGAAGCUUUAAAGUUUUGUCAAAACAUGAGUGCUUUGCCCAUCAGUGAAUGGAAUGGACCAAUGAGGUGGUAUUGGUGAAUACAGUUCUAUAGAACAUUUUCAGAAGCUCUCCUCCUGUUGUAGAAAGCAGUACAGUAUCUUCAGUGUCAACCAGUUAUCUACCGAAUCUGGCUUUUUAUAACUUCUGUAAGAGCAUAAUCAAACAGGAAUUUUCUCCCCAGUGGAUAACGCAACAGAGAAAACAGAGUUGCCCACAUAUCUAAAAGAAGUUAUUCCUUGAGAAGUUCGUUUUUUGUGUGACAUCUGCAUUGAUUUCAGUCUUACUGAUGGUACUGCUGUUCAUGAGGCAUCUUAACAUUCUCUCUCUGAAAUCAUGGUACAGCCACUGCCCAGAGGUACUGAGGAAAAAGCUCUGUGGGUUCGGCGGAUGGUAGUAGUAAAAUGAAUUGCGAGUAGUGUGGUAAAUAUGAGCUCUGCUUUUGUUGCACCACUAUGUGAAGUACAGUGUUGCCGAAGUGGCAAAAGCGCUUAUUUUAAAAAAUGCAAAAUAUUUGUAUAAUGUAACUUUUUGCUUCCAGAUAAUAAUGUAUGUUAGACAGCAAGAAAUGAAUACUUCAAGAAAUAAGACAUGUUGGAGUUUAAAAAAAAAAAUACACUAAGGAGAAGAAAUAAAUGUGAAUCUCAUUGCAAUGUGUAAAGUUGAAGUCUAAGGAGAUCCCACUGAAACCUACUGCUGAAUGAUUACGUUCUCCUUAAGCAGAAAACUUUCGAUGUGCCAUGUAAUGGUGUCUGUUUAUUAAUUAUUUGCUCUUUGAUAAAAAAGAAAGACCCCCAGCAAUAAAAACUGGGUCACUCUAUUGCCCUCUGUGCACAUUAGUCUCUUGUAUUCAACUUUGCUGGUUCUCGGGAAUUUUCCUACUUUUUAGCAGAAUUUUGAUGAUUGAAAACUAUUUUGGAGAGGAGGGAUCAGGUGCUUUGCCUCCGUAGUCUUUUGAAGUGCCUGCAUACGAACAAAGCGACGGUUCUGUAAACAAGGAAACCCAGUCCACUUUUCAAGUAUGCUUUGUUUUAAACCAUAAAGACACAGGUGUACUUUGUCACAUCCUACUAGCCAGGAUUUUCAAGAAGAGUUACAACAAAAAGACUGGCUAGAAAUACAGUUAUGUUGCCCAAUCUCAUAUCCAACUUUCAUUUAUAAAAUGGUUACUUACUCCUUCCGUGCAGCCCCUUCUUUGUCUUUAAGUGCCUGCCUCCAGGCGUGCUUAUUUAUUUUUAUUGUCUCAAGGUAACAUUUAAAAUGUGUAAUUAAAGUAAAUAAAUCUACAUUUUUGACUUCAUUAUUGCAUUUACAGGGAUUUAAUUGUGCUUUGUAAUUUAUUUUUCUUAUUAGCCAAAAGCAGUGCAUUGUUUUUGAUGAAUUAGGCACCCAUAUGAAUACUGUAAAUCAAGACAUUGUUCAUCAUUGUUGCUCUGAAUCCUAUGAAUGAUCUUUUUAAGUUCUUGAUUUUAAAGACCUACACUCAGCCUAGAAAACAUUUGCUGUAUAAUUUGGUCAACAGAGUCCAUUCUAUCUAUUUGUAUACUGUCAUGAUGUCUUAAACUACAGGAGUUACAUACUGAGUUUUUAUUUUUGUUUGCUUUGAGCAAGGUAGAUGGAUGUUUUGGCCAUUAUAAUGUGAAACCACUUCUUUCUUUACAGUAUUUGACCAAAUUUGUGUGUCUAUGAUAUUUGUAAAUACAUGCAAUAUCUGUAUUUCUUAUCAUAAGCCUAUUUAGUUUUAUUCUCAGUAGGGUUUUUGGACUGUACAGUGUUUAUAUGAUCUGAACUCCUUAUACAUAAGAAGGUGUGUAUAUUAAUCCAAUUAUGGACUUAAAAUAUUUUAAAAGUAUAAAUACCCUUAUUUGCUGCAAAGACCAGUGUGUAGACAUUUGCUUUUUAGCAAUAUUUUUAAGUGCUCCAUUUUAAUGCCAAGGAAUAAGUCUUUUGGCAACACAAACUGGUCAAUAAUAGGUAAUGCAGGUAUGUUCAGGUUAAGCCCAACAAUGUUUUGCAUUUUUAUGCUUCUUUUCUGUCAACACUAAUGAAGUCAACAUUGCCUGAAUGUCUGAAUAAUGAAACACAUCCCUGUUUAAAAGUAUGUAACUGAAAAAGAAAUAAAAAAUAAAGGUAGUUUUUUUAAACUUGCUCUUUCCCCUUUCCUCUAAUCAUGGGUAAAAUAAUGCCACUCACUAAUUUAAGAUCGGGAUUUUAAAAAUUCAGUUCAUUUAGUUUAGUGUGUGUGAGAAGCAGAGCUAGAGGAAUAUGCUUUUGUGUUUUCAUUUUUGUCUUGUUGGAACCCCAUUGUGAAGAGCACAUACCAGGAAGGAUCUAAUCUUUCUAUAAUGAAAGUUUAAAAAAAUUUUUUGUUACACUUCUCUGAACUACUUAGUAGAGCAAUUAAUUAAAACUGAUGCCACUAAUAAACCAAGGGAAAAGGAAUCAUUUUAUUCCUUUUGAAAAAUGAAGUCCUACUAUUAUGUUCACAGAAAUGAAACAUUAUUAAUCCAACUUUAAGUGAAUGACUUUAACAUCAUUGCAGAUGGAGAGCGUUUACCUGUGACAGUAUGUCACAGUUUCAUCAUGCUAGGUGCUUUAAGGGAUUUUACAAAAUGGUUUUAAUGGCUCUGCUUCCUGAAAGAUGCUACAGGUAAGAUAAGGCGAAGCAGCACACACUAAGCCCAUGAAUAGUGUGUCCACUAAGCACCAGCAUUAAGAAACUAUAGAAGGAUCUGGAGAUGAAACAUAACAUGGGUUAAACUUACAUUGAAAGGCUCUAUCUAGGAAAAUCUGACUUAAGAUUGGGGUUCAAUCUGAAUGAUUGUAUAGUUGCAUUAGUCAGCAGCCUUUGAAGUGCAGGUGAUAGCAGCCUAACUUCGCUUAAGCAAUAGGGGUGUACAUUAUGGCAUUUAACUACGAAGUCCAGUGGUAGAGCUGGCUUCAGACAUGCUUAAUGAUGUUGCAGAGUCAGGAAUCUGCCUUUGCCUGUAUCUCUGAGUUUUGUUUUCUACCCUGCUAUUUUCAUUGUCAGGGAGAUGUUUCAUGUGUGUUGGUGAAGUGGCCACCCAGCAGCUUCAGACUUCUACCCUACUGUCUUAGAACCUCCGCCAAAACAGAGCGCCAUUUCUCUCACCAGUUCCAAUAAAAUGCUAAGACUGACGUUUAUUCUUUCAUUGCUUCCGUGCCCACCCCUGAGCCAAUUACUAUGCCCAAGGGAUUGCUGUUCUCCCAACGGCUGAGCCUGAGUCCUCGGUCCAUCUUCAGAAGACACAUGGGACUGAGAAAUGAGGUAGAAAGGUUGUUACCCAAAAGGAAAUGAGGGUAUUGGUAUCAGAAGGAGAGUGAAUGGAUGCUGCACAGGCAAAAUCAAUAGAUAUCCACUAUUAUGAUGAGAAAAAAUAGAGCAUAAAGGCAAACCUAAUUGUUUUAAACUAGAACACAUUAUCAUUAAUAUUUUGAAACUUUAAUAAAUCUGAAUAUAUUAUUAGAAAUCACAUACAGGGAAUGAGUACAUUUGAAAAAUGUUUUGAGCUCAGGUAAAAAGGGAGUUCAUAAGUACCUUAUUUGACAUAUUUUUGUUUUUAGCUUUUCAGGGUUUUGGUGAUAGGACUGGAUUAGUAGAGUUAAAAGCUAAUUUUUCUGGUAGAAAACAAAUAAAUCGAAUAUAAAACUGUGCUGAUGUUCAGGUUAACUAGUUUCUUCUCUGCUAGCUCUAAUAUAGAACCACAUGUUAUUUUCUUAGGAAGUUUACUUCCUUACAAUACAUGGAUCAUAACCAAAGAAGGGACUGCAUAUAGAAGUAUUAGCAGGUAAUAUUGCUAGGAUCUGAAAAUGGUUUUGUUAGAAAGAACAAUUGUUCACGGUUUACCACAGCGUGAUUUUACUUAAAUGGAAAAACUCUCCUGCACUGCUCUAGACUAGGAGUUAGCAAAAUUUUUUUGUAAAGUUUAGGUUUUGUGGACGAAGAGGCAAAACUGAGGCUUCUAUAUACCUGUGUGAUGAGGAACAAAACAAAUUUCCACUAAUUUUGUAUUGAUGAAAUUCAAAAUAUAUAUUAAUGCUUGAGUGCAAAAUUUUUGUAAUACAGGUCUACUAAUGAUGAGUUGAAUUAUUUUGAGGGGACAGUAUUUCACUUAAUUGGGGUUUGAAAUUGAUUGCAAAUGUUCAUCUGUUGUCUGAUCUGUAAUGUGAUUUUAUGUAUUUCAUCUUUGAAAAUGUCUUCACACAAAUAGAUACUACCAAGUACUGUUA
This is a messenger RNA of Equus caballus (horse), 7577 nucleotides long. NCBI's taxonomy places the organism in Eukaryota, Metazoa, Chordata, Mammalia, Perissodactyla, Equidae. The record is from RefSeq and is a predicted model, not a curated record.